Molecule: messenger RNA, 1614 nt
Organism: Hydractinia symbiolongicarpus
Lineage: Eukaryota; Metazoa; Cnidaria; Hydrozoa; Anthoathecata; Hydractiniidae
Product: ras-related and estrogen-regulated growth inhibitor-like protein
Exons: 3
Coding region: 420-1166 (248 amino acids)
Molecular function (GO): GTP binding; GTPase activity
Source: RefSeq, a predicted model, not a curated record
UCAACGUUAUGAAUUAUAUUUACCAUCGUAGUAUUCUGUUCAAAAUGGUAGCAUUGUCGUGUGAUUACAUAAAAGAAAUAGGUCAGAGUUUACUUUAUCGGAAUUUCAUCAGAUAGUUUUUAGAGUCUUGAUAAACGAAUCCUGUGCUGAUCAGUGGCUUUGAUCAAGAACAAAAUAAAAGUGUGAUCACUGAUAAUAUAACUCCCGUAGUUAGUAAACUUUAAAUCACUUGUUAAUUCCAUGAGAGCAUUUAGUUGGACAUCGUUACAUGGUAAUUAAUAUUGAUUAAACAAAGGAAGCGAUCAAGCUCUGAUUAACGACUGGCCUUAUCCUGCGAUAAAAUUUAUUUUAACAAUAUUAGAGGAUUUUUUUACGAUAGUUAUUUUGUUAAACACUACAGUUCAGACAGAUAUGAAUGAAUGACAACUUUGGGACUCGCUUUUAUAAUGGAGAGACAACUGAAGAAGACACUUAAAAUUGUAGUUUUAGGUGAUAAAAACACAGGAAAAACAGCAUUGACGGUGCGCUUUCUUACUGGGAAAUUUAUUCAUGAAUAUGUCACGGGAGAAGACUUGGUGUAUCCACACACAUUAAACAUGGCGUCUGGAGAUGUGAAAAUCAAAAUCUUAGACACAUCUAAAAGUAACAUAUCAAGUUGCAUCGUUGAUGCUGAUGGUAUCAUUAUCGUAUAUGCUAUCAAUGACGUAAAAAGCUUCCGAAGAGCAAAAGAAUUGUGUUUACAUAUUAACGUCAUAACCAGCAGCAAUCUACCUUGCGUGGCUAUCGUAGCUAAUAAAUCAGAUCUAUGGCACUACAGAAAUGUGAUGCGUUCUGAUGGCGAAUAUCUCGCCAAGAAACAAAACUGCAAGUACUUUGAACUAUCUGCUUUAACUGAUAGAGAAGGCGUAGACAGAAUGUUCACAGUUUUAGUGAAACUAAUUCACGAAAAACUUUUAUAUGACUUGAAAAGUAGCUCUGUAAUAUUAUUAGAAGGACCGCCACCUGAUGACUUUGAAGGAAGAAGAAGAUCAAGAUCUCUUCAGUUACCUCCGAAAGAGAAGAAACAUCUUGCUCACAAGAGUCCUGUGAUCUUACGCAAAAUCCUAAAAUCUUGGAAUAGUUCUUCUCUUAGCCGUUCAAAAUCUACUGACAAGUUAAAUUUUUGAUUUCAUAUUGAAAACAAAACUUGGAAUAGUUCUUCUCUUAGCCGUUCAAAACUACUGACAAGUUAAAUUUUUGAUUUCAUAUUGAAAACAACAGUCGGCGUGGAAUAAAUUAUGCAGUUGAAAAAAAUUGCUUCGAAUAUGACGUCACACCUUGAAUGUUAACGAAAGCGGCAAUAAUUUAACCAAAGAAAAACACAGAAGUCUUAUUUCUACAAUUUCCUGCAAAAGCAAAGGAGAUUAUAACAGUAGAAACAAAAUGAAAUUAAGAAGGAUAAUCUGAGACAAACUCUGUAGACUUUAUUUUAAUAAGUUCUGUUGUGAAAUGUUAAUCUGAGAUUUAUAAAUAUUUCUUGUGCAGCACUAUGUCAAAGUAUUAAAAAUAACAUUUCGCUGACUUCAGCAACAUCAUGCCCAUGUACAUUUUUGUUUAUGAUCAAAAUCAUGACAA